This is a messenger RNA of Rotaria sp. Silwood2, 369 nucleotides long. The record is from the annotation of a GenBank genome assembly. NCBI's taxonomy places the organism in Eukaryota, Metazoa, Rotifera, Eurotatoria, Philodinida, Philodinidae.
AUGGCAGCUAAUAAUCCAGCAUCACAGCAAAAUCUAACAAAUUUUCAAAUCAUUGAACCAUUGUUCUAUGAUGAAUUCAAUACCGUCGAUCCAAUUUUUCCUGAAUGGACACUAGAACGAAUGCCAAGAAACGUUAAUAUGAAGCGAAUUAGGUUGGAUAAGAAUAAGCUGCUAGGUAAAUGGCUCUAUGAAAGUUAUAAUACAAAGGGAAGAUUCUGCUGCAUAAAAUGUAUUACAAGAGGUGUUGCAGAAAAUGAUGCUACAUGGUCUUCAUCUUAUACUACUGUUCUGUUUCGAGCAUACUAUGGACCAGAUACAGAUGAAUAUGGGCAACACUGGAUUGGUGGAUGGAUUCAAAUGAAAAUCUGA